Molecule: messenger RNA, 871 nt
Organism: Salvelinus sp. IW2-2015
Lineage: Eukaryota; Metazoa; Chordata; Actinopteri; Salmoniformes; Salmonidae
Product: T-cell surface antigen CD2-like
Exons: 4
Coding region: 134-799 (221 amino acids)
Source: RefSeq, a predicted model, not a curated record
UCUUGUGUAGGUCUCGACCUUUCCUAGUAUUCUUAUUUUAAAAACACUUGAAACAGACUAUUUGAUAUAAAGGACUUUUAAAGAGCGCAGAUGGUCACCCAUCAUUUUUUAUUAUUGUGCAGGCAGCAGAGGAAUGACCCCCCUGAUAAUUAUUGUUCUGGUGUUGACAACAGCAGAAGUUAGUGCUACGAGCUGUAAUCUCACUGAGGAGAGUAGAGAUCAUCAAUGUUAUGCGGCUCUGGGAGAAUCUUYGUCAUUCCAACUGACUGCARRCACAAGUGAGGAAAAAAUUACAUUGAAGAAAGGUGCUAAACGUAUUCUGCACUUCCAAACUGGAGAAGACUGGAGAUCUAAAUUGCAUCAGGAUUAUGUGAAUCGCUCUGAGUUCUUUAACAAUGGAACAUUCAGACUGGACAGAGUUAUAGAGGAAGACAGUGGAGAUUAUCAAUUGGAAACAUAUAAUUCAGAGGGAGCAGUGUUGCRCAGAGUCAACAUGCUACUUGAGAUACAAGCCACGGUGUCAGAGCCAGUGUUGUCUCACCUCUGUCUGCCUCAUGGAGAAACCGUGGUCACAUGCUCCUCAGAGGGAGAUGGUCUUCAGUACAGCUGGACCCUGAAUGGACAGAAUAUGACCAGGAGUGGAAACUAUGACCACUACCAGAGCAGUGUCAUCAUACUGAAGAGUGAUGUGACAGGAACCCUGACCUGUAUGGUUCAGAAUAAAGUUAGCAGCAGCAGCUCCACUAUUGAUCUCUCCUUGGCCUGCCCAGCUUUGUAUGAAUUUUGCAUGAAAAAGUAACCACAAGAUUAAUGUUUUGACAAGAACCACGUUUUGAGAUUGUGGAAAUGACUUUAAGUACUGUAUCAGAUG